Molecule: messenger RNA, 1419 nt
Organism: Colias croceus (clouded yellow)
Lineage: Eukaryota; Metazoa; Arthropoda; Insecta; Lepidoptera; Pieridae
Product: esterase FE4-like
Exons: 5
Coding region: 1-1419 (472 amino acids)
Source: RefSeq, a predicted model, not a curated record
AUGGUACAGGGGCGGAUACGGGGCGUAGAGCAUGAGGGAUUCGAUUCUUAUAUUGGUAUACCGUAUGCUACUGUGAACGGGUAUGGAGGAAGAUUUAAGAAAGGCAACAUCGCUCCAACGUGGUUAGGUAUACGGGAAUCCCACGAUCCAUACUGCACGUUCAGAUCAGAAGCGACCGACUGCCUCCAGCUCGACGUCUACGUUCCGAAAGCAGCAGGAGCACCCUGGCCAGUUCUUGUCUGGGUGAAAAGCAGCAGUGGAGACUAUCAUCCAGAUAAAUUGGUGAAACAGGGCAUUAUAGUAGUUAUUGCUCGACAUAGAAUCGGACCAAUAGGCUUCCUAUGUUCGCAAGAAGAUCAUAUACCGGGAAACGUAGGUGUAAAAGACAUAGUGUCAGCCCUUAGAUGGGUGCGAGAUAACAUAGUAGCAUUUAAAGGCAAUCCCCAUCGAGUGGUGGUAGCCGGUCAGGGCUUCGGUGCUGCGAUCGUCGAGGCUCUCACAAUCACACCCAUGGCUGAUGGACUCUUCCACGGAGCAAUAAUACAGAGCGGUAGUAUUCUAGCACCUUGGGCAUUCAACUAUGACGCAACCGAUAAAACACAAUAUCUCCAAUUGAUGCUGAAUGAUACAGAACUGUUAAGAGCCCCCACAAUGGACAUCGUUGAACAAUCUGAAGAACUAGACGUACCGUACUUCCCCUUUGGCCUAUGCAUUGAAAAAGCUAUUAAAAACGAGGAAAGUCUUUUCUCGGAAGCGCCUUACAACACUUUGAUGAAAGGCAAAAUGAGUUCCGUUCCGUUGAUCAUCGGAUACAAUACGGAUGAAGCGUACAUAUUUAUUUCAACGUUACAAGAUGUGAAAUCCAUUAAGAAAAUGGCGAGAGACACGUCGUACCUGCUUCCUGCCGAGUUUCAAGCGAUGAGCGAGAGAGAAAUGAGGCCGAUUAUAAAGCAAGUUACGGAUAUGUAUUUUAACAACGAUAUAACGACGAGUUCUGUUUUAGGAUAUUACAGGGACGCUUAUUUCCUGAACCAUAUUUACCGCAGUGUGAAAUUCCACGCUAGCCACAGUCCGGUAUACUUCUACCAGUUCUCUCACUCUGGUAACGUGGGAGUUCUUCCCGAGGCUGACGUGCAGAAGUCAGGAGCUGCACACUCCGACGAGCUCGCCUAUUUGUUCCCUAGUGACAUAGACUUUGAUGGAGACGACGUGGCGGUUCAUCAACACAUGAUCCAGCUCUGGACCAGUUUUGUUAAGGAUCUCAAGCCUUCAGGCCCUGUGGAAUGGGACACCAUGGCAUCCCAGUACCCUCGUCUCUUGGACAUUAGCACGAGCCCCACAAUGAUGGACUUCCCCCACAGGAGAGAAAUGGCCAUGUGGGAGGGGAUAUACGAGAAAUAUUAUUUUAGGAGACAUUAA